Myxocyprinus asiaticus (Chinese sucker) is the source of this 6522-nucleotide messenger RNA. RefSeq names its product IQ motif and SEC7 domain-containing protein 1. The coding region runs from base 129 to 4319 and encodes 1396 amino acids. The transcript is spliced from 15 exons. Lineage: Eukaryota; Metazoa; Chordata; Actinopteri; Cypriniformes; Catostomidae. Gene Ontology annotation, biological process: actin cytoskeleton organization; regulation of ARF protein signal transduction. The record is from RefSeq and is a predicted model, not a curated record. Gene Ontology annotation, molecular function: protein binding; guanyl-nucleotide exchange factor activity.
UCGCAAAUCAUGCCAUUUAAAGAUAAUCCUACUCCUCGCGCGCGCCUUGAGGAGCGCUGUCAGCGCUCGUGCCAAAUUAGUGAUCAAAUGAAAUAGCGCUUGCGCAUCCGGACGUGUUUCUCGCAGCAAUGUGGUGCAUCAACUGCGCGUCGGAUAAGACUCCAGCAAUUCUUCAUAACAAGCUUGUGUACUGUGUGGAGGCAGAUCCUCAGUGUCUGGACACGGGUAGCUUUUCUGAUACCACCUGCAGUCAGGGCCCGUACCUGGGCAAUUCAAACCGCUACAGGAACAUUCGAAACGCUCCAAGCCCUCAGGGGCCUCCCGUGGCCCCUCCAAGCCCAGCGAGCCUGGCCUGGGCUCAACGGACCCGACACCAGCCCGCCAGCCUGGCACUCCGCAAGCAAGAGGAGGAAGAGAGCAAGCGCUGCAAAGCGCUCUCUGACAGCUAUGAGCUCUCCACAGACCUUCAGGACAAGAAGGUGGAGAUGCUGGAGAGGAAGUAUGGCGGUUACUUCCUGAGCAGGCGAGCGGCUCGCACCAUACAGACGGCGUUCCGGCAGUAUCGCAUGAACAAGAACUUUCAACGGCUGCGCAGUUCCGCCUCUGAAAGCCGAAUGACCCGUCGAAUCAUCCUGUCGAACAUGCGUUCGCAGUACUCGAUUGACGAGCGACAGCCGCAGAUCCAGCCUCAAACACCUCAGCAGCAGCAAGGUCGAUACACCAGUCAUCACAGCUCAUCUCUGGGCACAGCUGGCAAGCCGGGAACCCCAGACACACAGCAUGAGGCUUAUUCACCUGCACACAGUCCUUCAGACAGGGAGGAGUACUCGCAUGCAGACGAUGCCUUCAACAAACAGGUGACGACUCUGGCUGACACUAUGGAUGAUACUUUGACAUGUCAGUCAGGACGAGGGGACUCUCAGGAUGGUGGCAGGGGAGGCGGUGAUGAGGGUGAUGAUUUCAGUGAGUGUGCAUGGAGCAGCAAACCCACCCUGCGCAGGGGUUUCUUGGGAGAGCAAGAGCGACUAGGAGUCAUGCAUGAAGACAGCACAGUCACCUCGUACAGUGAUGUCACGCUUUAUAUGGAUGAUGGCAUUCCGUGUUCACCGCUGUCGAUUGAGCGGGUUCCCUCCAGCACGGACACGGAGUACUGGGGCAUCAGCAGGGGGGUCGGAGGUCGUGAGGACAGUCGGGACACGGAGGGUGGCGGGAGCAAUAACAGCCGGCGUAGCACGCCGUGCACGGAAUGCCGAGAUUACCGCUUACGUGGGUCCCACCUCCCUGUUCUUACCAUAGAGCCGCCCAGCGACAGCUCGGUCGACAUGAGUGACCGCUCAGACCGUGGCUCCCUCAGCAGACAGCUGCUAUACGAGCAGGAGCCUGCGGGUGGUGGAUCGCCCCAAGGAACUCUCAAACACAACCCUGUCCCUCGCUCGCCCAAUCCCUGUGCGGCACAGGGCCAGACGCGACCUCCAGGCCGCCCCAUUCAUUCGCCUUUACCUACGCACCUACCACACCAUACCAUAAUGUACCACCACCAUCACCCACACCUUCACCAUCCAAUGCACCACCACCCUUUACCACACAUCCAUCACCCCUACCCAGACCCCACAUCCCCCUCCCCCACCCAGCCUCCACUCACGCCACUCUCUUCCUCAUCAUCUGCGCCGCUGCCCCCUACUGGCCUGGAACAUUCAGAUGGCGAUAACGACUCGCUAAACUCCACCACCAACUCUAACGAGACCAUCAACUGCAGCUCAGGCUCUUCUUCCCGGGACAGUCUGAGAGAGCCACUGCCUCCGCUAGGAAAACAGACUUAUCAGAGAGAGAGCCGGCACAGUUGGGACUCUCCAGCUUUUAACAAUGACGUGGUGCAGAGGAGGCAGUACCGCAUUGGACUAAACCUCUUUAACAAGAAACCAGAGAAGGGAAUCCAGUAUUUGAUAGAGAGAGGCUUUGUAUCAGAUACACCUGUGGGCAUUGCACGCUUCAUUCUAGAGAGAAAAGGCCUGAGUAGACAAAUGAUUGGGGAGUUUCUGGGAAACCGACAAAAACAGUUCAAUAAGGAUGUGUUAGACUGUGUGUUGGAUGAAAUGGAUUUCUCAGGCAUGGAUCUGGAUGAUGCCUUGAGGAAGUUUCAGGCUCAGAUUAAAGUUCAAGGGGAAGCCCAGAAAGUGGAGAGACUGGUAGAGGCCUUCAGUCAGAGAUACUGUGUGUGCAACCCUGCACUCGUCCGUCAGUUUCAGAAUCCUGAUACUAUCUUCAUCCUGGCCUUUGCCAUCAUCCUACUUAAUACAGACAUGUACAGUCCCAAUGUCAAAGCUGAGAGAAAGAUGAAGCUGGAAGAUUUUAUCAAGAACCUGAGAGGAGUGGACAAUGGACAGGAUAUUCCCAGGGAUAUGUUAGUCGGAAUCUACCAGCGCAUUCAGAAAUGGGAACUCAGGACAAACGAUGACCACGUGUCUCAAGUACAGGCUGUUGAGAGGGUCAUUGUGGGCAAGAAACCUGUGCUUUCUCUGCCACAUCGCAGGCUAGUAUGCUGCUGUCAGCUAUAUGAAGUCCCUGACCCCAAUCGACCACAGAGGAGUGGAGUUCACCAGCGGGAGGUCUUCCUCUUUAAUGAUCUACUGGUGGUUACGAAGAUCUUUCAGAAGAAGAAGACGUCGGUGACGUACAGUUUCAGACAGUCUUUUCCCCUGGUGGAGAUGCAGGUUCAUAUGUUCCAGAAUUCCUACUACCCUCAUGGUAUCAGAUUGACAUCAGCAAUGCCUGGCAGUGAGCGUAAGGUUCUGAUUGUAUUCAACGCACCGAGCCAGCAGGACCGAACACGCUUCACCAGUGACCUGCGAGAGAGCGUUGCUGAGGUCCAGGACAUGGAGAAAUACCGCGUAGAGUCUGAGUUAGAGAAGCAGAAAGGUGUGAUGCGUUCAGGGCUCUUAAGUGGAGAUGUGGGUGGGGUUGGCGGGAUGAAGACUGAGGCUGUGAACGGCUCUCUGGGUAGGCCCAGUCUGGAUGACACAUACACGACAGGGGAGGGGCUUAAACGAACAGCACUUAGCUCCUCGCUGAGAGACCUCUCUGAGACAGGAAAGCGAGGCCGUAGAAACAGCGUUGGCUCUUUGGAUAGUACCAUUGAAGGAUCCAUCAUUAACAGCCCACAGCCACACCAGCGCAUGCCCAUUCCUGGCUGCUACGGGGUGGAAGACUACCGGCCUCACCGCCCCAUCCUGAGCCCCGGAGUAGGGGUGGGGGGUGGGCCGGGGCAGCUUCACAACGCCGUAGGGAACAUGGGUGGAAUCCCUGGCAUCGGCGAUCGAGGUGGGGGGCCAGGGAGCAGUUCUGGGGGGAGCAAUUCAGGUUCCUUCCUGGGCUCCCUGUUUGGCAGCAAACGCUCCAAAGCCCCUGCUCCCCUUACACCCCCCGGGCCACAUUACCCGGCCCCCGUGCCACCGCCUACUACAGGAGGGCCACCACCCCCAUCCCCCUCCGCCCUCAGCCAGUCAGACCCCGGUGGGCCAUCCAAAAUCCAAUCACUGCACGCUCAGUACUGUCACAACAACUUUGGCCAACCUCCGCCCCCAUACCACCAUCAUCACCGAUAUCACAUUCAGAUGUCCGGCCCGGGCCAUCUGCCCGUUACCCACAAUAUUUUGCAACGAGGGUCCCUCCCACGGCACGGGCAACCUGCUCCUUCUCACGCCCAGCCCCAGCAACAACUAUCCCAUCAUGCUAUGCAGCAAGGCCGCUAUGGAAAUAUAGCCUGCACCCCUCCGCCUCUGUCCCCGCAUUCACCCCAUUCCCCCAUCGGCCCGUUCAGCUUCUACCACGUACACCCCAUACGCCAUGCCCGCGCACCCGGUCCUACCGGAAAGCUUCCACUCACCCUGUCUCACUCUCAGCCCCACCCACACGCCUACUCCCACGUUCACUCUCAUACCCACAGCCAUCCCGGCCACACCCACAGCCCCCACCCCCUACUGCAUCACUCCGCCCAUCAGCCUCACUUCGUCUUCUCCCCACCCCCUCAGGCGCCAUCCGCUAUCACCGCCCGCCACAUACCACAGGGCACCUCCCACUACGUGCCACAAUAUCCGCCCCUGUCCUCCAUCCCGCCUCCUCCACCACACUCCCCGUUACCUCCUCCGUCCUCCCCACAUACCCCUCUCACCCCUCUUACACCAUUAUCUCCACUCACUCCAGGACCCCUGGGGGCACAGUCGGGCGGCCCAGGGGGCGGAGGAGGAGGCGGGGCCAGCAACAGCAGCACGGGCGGCAGUUCCAAAUCCAAACCUAUCAACCGCAUCAGCACGGUGGUGUGAGGGUGAGCCAUGGCAGAGGAUACAGGGUCAAAAUCCCUACGCAGAGGAGCGGAAGUCAAGGCAAGAGGAAGCACACCAUACUCAGACUCUGUUACUGCCACAUCCGCUUCCCUCAUGUGUAGAGCCUCACUGGAAAUGAAGAGAGCGGGAAUCUGGUUGGCUACAUUACUAGCCUGAACGGCGAAACACUCUUGCUGUUAGCUGCCAUUCAAAACAUAGGCUGUGUGUUAGCAUCUAAUCUGCAUCAAUUGAAGGUUUGAGAAGCCAAAAGUGGUGGAGGUAGAUUCUCUAUAAGGAUGAAUUGUUUUUUGAAGUUUGAUAUUUCUUGUGCAUUGCUGCCAAAGGAAGGGAUUACAAGAGGAAAGGGGGGUGCCAAUGGAAGUCAGACUAAAAAUCCUGAUUUGAACCAUGCUGAAGCACGCAGGAGGAAGCACUUUGAGGAAGAAGUCGACAUGGACAAAGCUGGAUUGAUGUGUGGAAAAUAUAACAAGGACUUGAACUGAACUUUUCCAUUCGUAGUCUUUUUCAGUUUUCAUGUGUCUCUGACAAUCAUUUCAGGGUCAGUUACAAAUAGUUUCGUUUGAUGCAUUCCUCAAAAUUUUCAAACAUAUUUCUCAACUGAAGUAUAAAAAGGGCCAGCAUGCACUUUGAGAAAUGCCAAACAUUUUAUUUUUAAUGUGAAAGACUAUUGUUUUGCUUUGAAAAUACUUAUUUUCAUUUAACUUGUGUGUGAGGGACUGGUUGGGGUUCACUGAGAAAGCUUCACUUAAAUCUUCAUGUCUACUGGGAUACCAUUUUUAUUUUGAGGCUAUACUAAAAAAUGAUUUUUUCUGAAGUCGCUGGGGGUCAAGUUUGCAAUAAGUCAGCCAUACUAGUGUAAAAGCAGUAUACCGUUUUUUUUUUUUUUUUUUUAAGACCUCAGUGGAGUUAUGUAACCUGAAUGUGUAGAGACAAGUGUAAAUUGUUUAGGUAGAUUUUAUAUUUUAUAAGAACAUUCAAUAUACACUCUUAAUUUGUGACUAAUAGCCAACAAUCACUGAUCAUUACGCAUAAAUUAUAAAAUCAACACCUCUUCUGUUAUAAUCUGCCACCUGUUACCUCAGCAUCUGUACUUCCUUUAUAAUGUUGCCGUUUCGCCAUUCUUUUAACUAUUUAAACAAUCUCUCCUGACCAAUGAAACAUUUAUAUUCGGCAGUUCAUUACAUAACCUUAGUGCCUACUGUAAUGGUUUGUCAUUGGAGGUUUGGGAUCAGUGGUUACGUAAUGUACUUGGCUAUGUUCUCUGGAUAACCUGUGGAGAAAUAGGAUGUACGUAUAGAGAAAGUCAGUGAAAUUUUGACAUGAAUACUAUACUUAUGGACUCGGUUUUGUACAGCUUCAAAACAAGGUGAUUGAAAUGUGUUACAGAUAUCUUAAAUACUUAGAAGUUAAUAUUCAGAAACUGAAUAUGAAAAAAGAACAUCACGAUAUGGGUGAUUUUAUGGGUGACUUUAUUACUAUUAUGAUGUCAAAUACUACUGAUAUAUUACUUGCUAUUUUUGGUGUAAAAGCUACUACUAAUAUGAUCUAUGGAUAUGUUUUAGCAGAGUGAUGUGCUGAUUGUUUUUUGAGAGCUUUUUUAGACCAAUCAACAGGUUAGACUUUCUUGUGUACAAUUAAUGUCUAACAAACUAAUUGGACUGCUAAUUUCAGGUAAAUGUUUUGCAGCAAGUUUUUAAAACUAUAUUAUCCAUGUAAAGCUGUAUGAUCUGUGUAAAACUCCUUGUUGCCAGAAGCCAUACACACUUACUUGAGCUACUCGCUCUUUUAAUAUUGUGAAUUUAUGCCGAGUUUCAUGUCCAAUGUCAGUGCCCUCUUUAUUUUUUAUAUAUAAAAAAGCGUUUUAGGGACCUAUAUUAUGCACGUGCAGUCACACACACACACACACACAUACACACUCAUUCACACUGAGAAGCUGUUAAGCCAACUUUAAAUGUGAAGAUCUUUUUUUAUUUUGUGCUGAAAGUUUCUUGUUUUUCACAUACAUUAGUUAAAGUUAUCAGUGCCUAGGAUUCAAAGUUCCACAACCAUCUGCAUUCGUCCAAAUAGACCCUUUUUCUUUUCUCACCACCCCCCACUGACCAACAUUAUGGAGGAUGAGGACUGCCGUUAUUAAAAAUAAAUAAAUGUAUAAAUAUAUUUGCAAAUAAUGUAAAAAAUGAAA